AUGGAGGAUAUUUAAUUGAUCAUAAGAAGAAUAAAGCGUUCAGGGGAGCCUCGUCUGAAUCUUUCAGGAAAGUCCUUGAUCAGUAUACCACCUGAAAUCUAUUAACUGAAGUUAACUCAUUUGGAUCUAAGUUUUAAUAAGAUCACAUCAAUUGAAUCGAAAAUAGCAGGAUUAACGAAUUUGGAAGAGAUUGAUUUAAGCAACAAUUGUAUUGAGGAAGUGCCAGAAGAAUUAUUGAGCAUGUCUAGUUUAUAAAGUGUGAAUCUAAGCAAUAAUCCUUUAUUACCGAAAUUCUAAGCAUUGUAAGGUCAUUUCCAUCAGCCUUAAUUAAAUUAAAUUCUACAGAAGGUGUUUCAAAUAAGUCCAGGAUCAAAUCAAUAGCCAAAGCAAGAGAAAUAGCCAAUAAUUGAAAGACCGAAAACGCAAAAUCGAGCUGUGAGAUAAAUAUCCGAAUUACAACAUACUAAUCAUGUACUAGAGAUAGAUUCAAAUGAAUUUGAAGUUCACGAAAUCAUUUCAUAGGGAGGCUUUUCGAUUGUGCAUAGAGGGUAUUUGAGAGGUACAGAAAUUGCAAUUAAGAAAAUAUUUAACCCUAACAUUACAUAAUAAUUAUUGGAUGAAAUCAAUAAUGAAAUAGAAAUGUUAUCAUUACUAAGACAUCCCAAUAUUGUAUUGUUAAUGGCCUGUUGUACAAAACCACCAAAUUUAGUUAUUGCCAUAGAGUAUGUUUAAGGUGGAAGUUUAUAUCAUCUAUUGCAUAAAACUAAUCAUCAAAUAAAUGAGCAAUUCAAAUAUUCUAUUGCAAUUCAAGUAGCAAGAGUGCUUCAAUACAUGCAUUAAGCAGGAGUAGUGCAUAGAGAUAUAAAAUCUCAUAAUGUACUUCUGCAGGGUCAGACAGUAAAAUUAUGUGAUUUUGGUUUGACCAAGAGAAGUUCUGAGUUGAAUUAAGGAUAUUAGUAAUUUAGUGGUACUCCUACAUACAUGGCACCUGAACUUUUUGCUAAAAGGGCUUACGAUAAGAGUGUUGAUCUAUUUGCUUACGGUACUUUGUUGUGGGAGAUCUUUGCAAGAGAGAUUCCUUGGGAUUGUUUGGAGAUGCAAGAGAUUGUUCAGAAGGCAAUGAAGAAUGAAUAACUGCCAGCUAGAAAUGUUCCAAAGAAUAUUCUGCAAUUGGUGAAUGAUUUGAGAAGCAAGGAUGAGACAAAGAGGCCAUCGAUGGAUAUAGUAGUUAAAUAGUUAAUGAAUAGAUGAUUUAUAUAAAAAUAAGAUAAAAUGAUAAGGUUUA
Paramecium tetraurelia is the source of this 1285-nucleotide messenger RNA. RefSeq lists its product as uncharacterized. The record is from RefSeq and is a predicted model, not a curated record. Lineage: Eukaryota; Ciliophora; Oligohymenophorea; Peniculida; Parameciidae. Gene Ontology annotation, molecular function: ATP binding; protein binding; protein kinase activity. Gene Ontology annotation, biological process: protein phosphorylation. The transcript has 5 exons.